Bombyx mori (domestic silkworm) is the source of this 555-nucleotide messenger RNA. RefSeq names its product histone H4. The transcript has a single exon. Gene Ontology annotation, cellular component: nucleosome. The record is from RefSeq and is a predicted model, not a curated record. Bases 155 to 466 code for a protein of 103 amino acids. Gene Ontology annotation, molecular function: DNA binding; protein heterodimerization activity; structural constituent of chromatin. Lineage: Eukaryota; Metazoa; Arthropoda; Insecta; Lepidoptera; Bombycidae. Gene Ontology annotation, biological process: nucleosome assembly.
ACUGCGGGAUCACUAGUACUCGUAAAUACGACAAGUCACUAAACAAAAUCUACCUUCAUAAUAAAUAAAUGAAAACACUAACAGUCAAUAUAAAUUCUGGCGGCGUGUAUAGUUUGACGCCAUUACGGUUUGACGUUUGAAAGCUGACGCAACAAUGACGGGUCGCGGUAAAGGCGGGAAAGGCUUGGGGAAGGGAGGCGCGAAACGGCACCGGAAAGUUCUCAGAGAUAAUAUUCAAGGAAUAACGAAGCCUGCCAUUCGAAGAUUGGCGCGACGCGGCGGCGUCAAACGUAUAUCCGGCCUGAUUUACGAGGAAACACGCAGCGUUCUAAAGGUUUUUCUCGAGAACGUUAUCCGGGACGCGGUUACUUACACAGAGCACGCUAAAAGGAAAACCGUAACAGCCAUGGACGUGGUCUACGCUUUGAAGAGGCAAGGGAGAACGCUGUACGGUUUCGGCGGGUGAAGCUAUUUUUUUUUUUAAAUAAAUAAAUUUAUCUAUUGCUGUUGUUUUUUUUUGUCUCGUUACUGACAAAGGCCCUUUUCAGGGCCGCA